CACCUGCAGCAGGCUGCCCCUCCGGCGGUGCGACCGGGAGGCGCCGGCCGAGCCCGAGGCCUGGGCGCCUGCUCCGCGGCGGAGGGAUUCGCGACGGCCGAGGAGGCGGUGCCGAGCUCAGAAGGAAGAGGCCCUACCGCGGCGGCGGCGGCGGCGGCGGCUGCUCGGGCGGCAGCGCAUAAAGAGGCCGCCGCCGGGUGAUGCGGUGACCGCUGCGGCAGGCGCAGGAGCCGAGUGGGCCUCGGCCCUCAGCAGGUCCCGCCGGGCCGCGCCUCCGAGCCCUCCAUCUUCUCCUGUCGACCCGCGAUUACCGAGGCGGCCUCGCUCUCCUUCGCCCCUUCCCCGUCCCUUCCCUGUCCCCGUCCCCGCGCCGGGGGCGGCCGCCACCCGCCUCCCACGAUGGCUCUGAAGAGGAUCCACAAGGAAUUGAAUGACCUGGCACGGGACCCCCCAGCACAGUGUUCAGCAGGUCCUGUUGGAGAUGAUAUGUUCCAUUGGCAAGCUACAAUAAUGGGGCCAAAUGACAGUCCCUAUCAGGGUGGAGUAUUUUUCUUGACAAUUCAUUUCCCAACAGAUUAUCCCUUCAAACCACCUAAGGUUGCAUUUACAACAAGAAUUUAUCAUCCAAAUAUUAACAGUAAUGGCAGCAUUUGUCUUGAUAUUCUGCGGUCACAGUGGUCUCCAGCACUAACUAUUUCAAAAGUACUCUUGUCCAUCUGUUCUCUGUUGUGUGAUCCUAAUCCAGAUGAUCCUUUAGUGCCUGAGAUUGCUCGGAUCUACAAAACAGAUAGAGAAAAGUACAACAGAAUAGCUCGGGAAUGGACUCAGAAGUAUGCGAUGUAAUUAAAGAAAUUAUUGGAUAACCUCUACAAAUAAAGAUAGGGGAACUCUCAAAGAGAAAGUCCUUUUGAUUUCCAUUUGACUGCUUUCUAUGAGCCCACGCCUCAUCUUCCCCUGUGCACAUGUUUACCUGAUACAGCAGUGCUGCGUGUUGUACAUACUUCGAACAACAAAUAGAAAUACUGUACUUCUGUACCAACAUUGCCUCCUAGCAGAGAAGUGUGUAUGUGACAAGCCAGUUCUUCAGACAUAACUAGGUGUGAGACUAAAAGCUUUCCUAUUGACUUAAAUUUGGAUAACUGCAAGUUGAGGGGUGGUGGGUAUGUUGUGUGCUUGGAUGGGAAAGAAAAGCCCACUGACCUGUAGGAGAUGUUUUUUUAAGUGGAAUCCUUUUAAACUCAAAACUGAUACGAAAAGCAAGGCGAAGAACAUGAAGCUGUUUCUGUAUUCGUUUUAUGCUGAAGGACCUACAUCUUAGGUGAAAGUUAUGACCAACUAGAUUAAAAUCUACCCACAUCCUGUAUUGUAAGGUCUAAGUUUAACUGGAUUGGAGCUAUUAGUAUAUGAAGUGUGAUGGGCUUUGUUCCCACCUCUUACAUUACCCCACCCUGUAAUCCUCGUCCUUUCGGCCCUCCUUUCUCUCUUCCAUAUUCUUUGGUUUGUAUGUGGUUUCUCAGUUAAUACAUAGCUAAUAGCUCUUAUUUUUCUUAUGUUUUUAACUGCUUAGGUCUUUCUGGAUGUAAGGGUGAAAAUUCAUUUGAUGGAAAUACUUGUGUAUAUUUAAAGACUCAGUUGCUCCUCUGGAGCUUGUACGUUCAAGAAUGAUUAAUCUGUGUAAUAAACUGAUUACUACAGUCAUUACAUAUAA
Molecule: messenger RNA, 1708 nt
Organism: Pipistrellus kuhlii (Kuhl's pipistrelle)
Lineage: Eukaryota; Metazoa; Chordata; Mammalia; Chiroptera; Vespertilionidae
Gene: UBE2D2
Product: ubiquitin conjugating enzyme E2 D2
Exons: 7
Coding region: 400-843 (147 amino acids)
Biological process (GO): ubiquitin-dependent protein catabolic process; protein K48-linked ubiquitination
Cellular component (GO): nucleus
Molecular function (GO): ubiquitin conjugating enzyme activity
Source: RefSeq, a predicted model, not a curated record